AUGUCCACCGACCAAGACUCGGUUCGGUACGGCUCGAGCCCAGUGGCCAGCAUGGCCGACAGCCACCACCAUCAACAAAGAAGUGCCAAGCGACUGCGUCUCUCGGUCGCCUGCAACCGCUGCCGCGCUCGCAAGGUACGCUGUGACGCGGGUCUGCCCAAGUGUCGCAACUGCAUAACCCGGAACGAGGUAUGCGAGACAACCGACUUGCGGAACCCCGGAGGUCCCGCCCCGGCUGUCAGGCAGCUAGCACCGUCAAAAUCCGACAGAAACUCGGCCCCGGGGGUUGAGGGUACUGCAGAUCAGGAAUCGGACUCGGACCGGAACCUGAGAAGUACUGCUUCCGACUUCACUGCACCUCGGACCGCCGCCGAAUCUACAAGCCGGCCAGCAACGGUUCCGCAUGUUAUCAAUCCAGUAGCUGCUCACUCGGCACCCGGUGCCAGGGCUAGGGGCGCACGAGGUUCAGUAUCCUAUAAUCGCAAGACCAAAACUCCCCAGUCUGCCGGGCAGUCUGGCUCCAAGCCAAACACUUUCUCCUGGCUACAAAGAGCAUAUCAUGCCAACGCCACAGUAGACAGCCCGCCUGACGGAAGAAACGGCAACACUGCCCCGGUCGUUGAUGGUCCUUCCCCAGAUCUGGUUGUCAACACUGACGGCACGCCUCACAAGAUCAAGUUCAUGGGCGGCAGCAGCCUUCAGUGUCUCUGCCGAUUUGUCGACCUCUACUUGGCCAGGCUGGGGCUGGAUCCAGCCAGUACACAGUUCAGGCAUGGCAUGCAGCGCAGCGAGGAGUUCGAACUGCCGCUGGAGUCACCACUGCCAGACUUGCCACCACCAGAAGAAUGUCAGAAGUACGUGGACGCCUUCUUCGACCGGCUGUGGCCAAUGUUCCCCGUGGUCGAUAAAAGUUAUGUUCAGGACUUCGUCGACAAAGCACAAGCUCUGAAGCUGCAGGUUCCUGGAGUCAAGUUACGGGAACAUGCCACUACCAAAAAGGCACCGAAGCUCUGCAUUGCAUAUGCCAUUAUCGCCAUCGGUGCCGAUGAGAUCAACAACAGAAGCUCCAAGACCGGCGCCACAUAUCUGACUGCCGCAUAUUGGCUGUACGCCCACCUGAUAGCGAACCCGCACUUGGAGAGCGUGCAGGCAAUGUUUCUCAUCGCGCUCGCCCUGCGCGGUCAGAAUCGCGAUGGGCAAUCCUGGCACAUCAUUGGCCACACUAUCCGGACCGCGCACUCCAUCGGUCUGCAUCAAUACAUCACCGACUUUCCCGUAGCCCAGGAGGGUCAGGACACCAACGUCAGCAACAUCAAGUCACUCCGACGGCGGGUGUGGUGGUCCUGCUUUGCCCUUGAGAAGCUCAUGCAGCUAGAAUCCGGCCGCCCAUCCGUCAUCAGCAGCGAUUUGGACGACCCUGACCUACGCCAGACCAGCUCCUCGAGCAGGAACAGUGCGUACGGCGAUUCUACACAUGGUGGCACUAGCGGCAAUCAGGAUCAUUUCACGGCCUGGGUCGCCCUCGCGCAGAUAAUCGGUAGGAUAUCCCACCACAUAUACUGCCGAAAGUCUGUGGGUUCGUGGCACCUCCUCAGUGAGACGGCUCGUCUGGACCAAGCGCUAGCCGACUGGCAGCGGUCGCUGCCAGAUAAUCUCAGACUGUCCAACAUCAGCGGCAGCGAGCUCUUUGUAGGACACCAUGAUCCAUUGCAUCAACACCUCUCUGGAUUUCUUUGGCAACAGUUCUGCCAUGCACAAAUCGCCCUGUUUCGCGCAGCACUCGUCUUCCCCCCGAGCAGCUUCGAACAGGAAGUCACCAAGUACAGCGACAGCCUCCCCUCGGCCGCACGCCUCCUCAACAGCUCCAACCUCUGCGCCGAGGCCGCCCGCAAAGCCAUCACCACGACCAUGUAUCUGGCCGACCACGGUAUCCACUCGACCCUCCUCGGGCCCAACCCGCCUUUCCUCGGCGCCAUCGUCCUGGCCUUGUGCAUCCUCCGCCAGCCGACAAGGCGGCUGGCGAGGGCAGAUUUGGAGCUGCUGAGGUCGGCGACCCUGUACGCCGAGGACGUGUACGCAUCUUGGGGCUACAGCGAGGAGUUCAUCCGCGGCUGCUCGUUGUUGAGGGAGCGUGUGCAGACCGUGCUGGAUCAGCUGCCCGAGUCCCCCUCCGCCGGCAACCGGCGACCGAGCACGACAACACGCCAAGAUCCACCCACAGAACAGCCCGCUGUUGCUUGCUCGGCUUCGACGUUGCAAAGCGACCCGGGCGGCACUACCAUCAUGGGCAGCAGCUUGAACAGCUGUAACACGGAGCAGCCACAGCCGGAAGGUAGAGAGGCGGCUGAAACAACUAACGGCUACGAUUGCGGGUUCAACAACGAGCUUCAUGAUCACCAUCGUCAAGACCAAGCGCUACUGGAUCCCUUGCUGCAGCCGUUUGAGGGCAUACAGUUUGAGGAUAUCUGGGCCAUGGUGGGAUCGGACUUUAUGGUUGACCAUGACCAUCUAGUGUUUGCGCCACUGUAG
Messenger RNA from Pyricularia pennisetigena, 2529 nucleotides. RefSeq lists its product as uncharacterized. NCBI's taxonomy places the organism in Eukaryota, Fungi, Ascomycota, Sordariomycetes, Magnaporthales, Pyriculariaceae. The transcript is spliced from 2 exons. The record is from RefSeq and is a predicted model, not a curated record. Gene Ontology annotation, molecular function: zinc ion binding; DNA binding; DNA-binding transcription factor activity, RNA polymerase II-specific. Gene Ontology annotation, biological process: DNA-templated transcription; regulation of DNA-templated transcription. Bases 1 to 2529 code for a protein of 842 amino acids.